Molecule: messenger RNA, 627 nt
Organism: Morchella sextelata
Lineage: Eukaryota; Fungi; Ascomycota; Pezizomycetes; Pezizales; Morchellaceae
Exons: 2
Coding region: 1-627 (208 amino acids)
Source: RefSeq, a predicted model, not a curated record
AUGCUAUCAACGAUCGACAUGAUCCUCAUUAUUACCCAGAGGAUCGGGUGUUGGAGUCUCCUCAAUCAUCAAAUCCGGCAGCCUCACACAAAUAGUCUGCAUGUAAACUCGUCCAAGAAAGGACGAUUUAUCAUCUAUUAUUAUUUUAAGGCGCGAUCUGGAGACCAGGGCAGCUCCGUUAUCGAUAUGUGCCACAAAUAUGAGUUUAAAAUCAAGCUUGAUGGGACAUUGCAAUUUAUUAAGGAAAAGGUUGUCGCUGAGAGUAAGGUUCAAAAAGCCGCUUGGGACAAACAUCCAUCUCUCACCCGAAAACUCACGCCUAUUGGCGAACCUUCUAGAAAGAUAAAUGUUGUUGAGAGCGAACCUCUGCUAACUGAGAGCGAGGAAGAAGGCUGGAAGGAAGCGGAUAAAAUCGGGGAGGAACAUAUGAAGAAGGAGGUGAUGGUGUUGGAGCGGGAGAUCAAAGAAUGGAAGAAGGGGAUGGAGGUGAAGGUGGCGGAGCCGGAGCUGGAGAAAGAAGGUCUGGAGGGGGGAAUGGUAAAUUGGGAAGAAGAGGGAAAGGGGGAUGUAAAGAAAAAAGAGGAAGAGGAAGGGAAGGGAAAGGAGGAGGAGAGGGGGGAAGAGUAA